AUGGACCCUCUAUGUAGCACCUUGAGUGUCGUUGCUGGUGUCGCUAGCAUAGUCUCCGUCAUCGGCAAAUCGGUUGCGACCCUGAAUCAACUCCGCCAGAGGUAUCGGGAUGCGGAACUCAACAUUAACCUCUUGACAGGCCAUCUUCGAACUGUACGGACUGCUCUGCUUCAAGUCCAGCAUUGGGCAGAAUGCCUAUCUGGGGAUUCUCAGCACUACCAGUUGAUGAUGGACCUCGGGGACGCCAUCACUCAUUGCAAGUUACUCGUCGAAUACAUCGACAACCAGAUAUCCAAAUUCCAAGGGAAUGACGAGGAGUUCCUGAGGGUCGGCAGCAAAGUCCUCUAUCUCCUCGAGGACCAGGCCACCAAAGACUGUCUCACCCGGCUAGACCAUCAGAUCAAUGCUCUUAAUCUGUGCCUGACGGCGUUCCAGUGUCGGACACCGAUCGAUCAGAAACGUUUACUCGAGAGAGAUGAAAGUAGAGAAGUCUUCAGCCAAGCCAAAGACGACGCUACGUCUCUCGUCGGUUUCCGCGAUUCUGCCUCGUUCGUCACUGCCAGAACCGGGCUAUCUACAGCCACGAAAUGGUCAAAGACAUUUGACUUCGACGGUCUGCUUCUGCGACACAAGAUCUAUCAGAACACCUUUCGGUCUAUGCUCAGGCGUGCCAACAGUCCCACAGAAGAGCGCACCGGAGAGAAAGGCCAACGGCGGGCACUCUCUGAUACCCCUCUCAUUCAGCUCAAGAGCACUGCGCGCGACUCGGCCAAGAUUGAUCUGAAGCUCAAGCAAGAUGCCCGCAGGUUGAGCAAAGAAGUCAAGAUCCUUGCCGUUGGAGACAAGCAUGGAAGAUCCGCCAUUGUCAAGCAAAUGAGGCAAAGGUACGGUCGACCAUACUCAGACUCAGAAGUCGAACAAUAUCGGCAAUCAAUCACCUCUCUUGCUAUCAAGGCUCUUGUGGCUAUCCUAGACUACGUCAAGGAUAUUGGCAACGGUCUUGUCAGUCAAAUCAGCAGAGAUCACGCCGACAUAAUCCGAGAAUUUGCGGAAUCAGGGACACCUGAUUGGAAAGUCCCCGUGGGCCUCGCAGGGUCCGUCAAACACAUAUGGAACAAUUGGCACGUUCAACAAGCUUUCUCGGUAAUGCAGCAACAUGGACAGACUGCCUACUAUCUCAAUACGAUCGAAAGAAUCUGUCAGGCCGACUACACGCCCAGCCACAUGGAUAUCAUUCGAGCCCCUGAAGCCAUCGACACCAUGAAAGAGACAGAACUCAUCAUGAAUUCGUCGACACUGCGCAUCAUCGAAAUCAACGAACAGUACGCAGUGAAAAUCAUUUCGCAAUUCGCAGACGUUCAAUUCUGUCUCUUCGCCAUCGAUCUGACGUGCUAUGAUCGAUAUCGCGAUGAUGCAGAGAGGUCGAACGAACUUCUGGAGAGGCUUUCAGACCUCAAAAGCAUUGUCCGAUCCGUGCACUUCACCAAAAGCAUCAUCUUGCUCAUCCUAACCAACGCAGCAGCUUUUAGAAAACGCAUUGCCAUCUCGCCCAUGAAGUCCCACUUUGAGGAUUACAAUGGAGGCAACGACGUCAACGCUGCUACAAAGUAUAUUCUGAAGAGGUGCAAACAAGUCAAUAGGUUGGAUUUGCCGUUGUUCUGGCACAUUUACGACUGUGCUGUUGACGAAGGCGAAGCUGAAGCUAUGGAUCAUUUCUUCAUGCAGUCCGCGGCGAGUGUUCCGGCGGUGUCGUGGCUGAGGGAUAUGGGAGUUGGUGCGCCGCAUAGCUAA
This is a messenger RNA of Fonsecaea multimorphosa CBS 102226, 1791 nucleotides long. RefSeq lists its product as uncharacterized. Gene Ontology annotation, molecular function: G-protein beta/gamma-subunit complex binding; GTPase activity; G protein-coupled receptor binding. The record is from RefSeq and is a predicted model, not a curated record. Bases 1 to 1791 code for a protein of 596 amino acids. Gene Ontology annotation, cellular component: heterotrimeric G-protein complex. The transcript is spliced from 3 exons. NCBI's taxonomy places the organism in Eukaryota, Fungi, Ascomycota, Eurotiomycetes, Chaetothyriales, Herpotrichiellaceae. Gene Ontology annotation, biological process: adenylate cyclase-modulating G protein-coupled receptor signaling pathway.